Mauremys mutica (yellowpond turtle) is the source of this 3989-nucleotide messenger RNA. RefSeq names its product NADPH--cytochrome P450 reductase. NCBI's taxonomy places the organism in Eukaryota, Metazoa, Chordata, Testudines, Geoemydidae. Gene Ontology annotation, cellular component: cytosol. Gene Ontology annotation, biological process: response to hormone. The transcript is spliced from 16 exons. Gene Ontology annotation, molecular function: FMN binding; NADPH-hemoprotein reductase activity; flavin adenine dinucleotide binding. Bases 302 to 2335 code for a protein of 677 amino acids. The record is from RefSeq and is a predicted model, not a curated record.
GGGUCAGCCCUGGAGAUAAAAAGGAAAUCAGAGGCACGUCUGUGCAGGCAGCCCUUCCUUUUGCAGAUACAGUCAACUCUCCAGCAGAACUACUCAGCUUUAUGUGGAAUACGGACCCCAGAAAAGGACCCUGCCUGUGGACGUGUGACUGCAGCAGGCUUUUCCACCUCAGGCAACAUCAUAUGAUACCAACUGGAUUGUAAAAAUCAGUCGAUCAAAAUAAUCAACGAACCAGGACAAGAAAAGAGCCAAAGCUGGUGACACUGGGCAGAUCUACCUUUGAGAAGUGUUGCCGGUUGCCAUGGGGGAUUCUGCCAUGGACUCCACUCUCCCCCCUCCUGAGAGCGCUGUCCCGGAGGGCACUCUCUUUAGCAUGACUGAUGUGUUCCUCUUCUCACUCAUCGUUGGCCUCCUUUCCUACUGGUUCCUCUUCCGCAAGAAAAAGGAAGAAAUCCCCGAAUUCACCAAAAUCCAGCCAACAACAUCCUCGGUGAGGGAGAGCAGCUUUGUUGAGAAGAUGAAGAAAACGGGGCGAAACAUCGUGGUGUUCUAUGGUUCCCAGACUGGUACAGGAGAGGAGUUUGCCAACCGCCUGUCCAAAGAUGCCCAUCGUUACGGCAUGCGAGGCAUGUCAGCGGACCCGGAGGAGUAUGAUUUGUCUGAUCUGAGCCGCCUCUCUGAGAUUGACAAUUCCUUGGCCGUGUUCUGCAUGGCUACAUAUGGAGAGGGUGAUCCCACGGACAAUGCCCAGGAUUUCUAUGACUGGCUGCAGGAGACUGAUACUGACCUGACUGGUCUCAAAUUUGCAGUGUUUGGGCUGGGCAACAAGACUUACGAGCAUUUCAACGCGAUGGGGAAAUACGUGGACAAGAGGCUGGAGCAGCUUGGAGCCCAGCGGAUAUUUGAGCUCGGCAUGGGAGACGAUGAUGGGAACCUGGAAGAGGACUUUAUCACUUGGCGCGAGCAGUUCUGGCCGGCAGUGUGCGAGCACUUUGGUGUGGAAGCUACCGGAGAGGAGUCCAGCAUCCGUCAGUAUGAGCUGGUGGUCCACACAGACAUCAAUAUGAACAAGGUCUACACUGGCGAGAUGGGCCGUCUGAAGAGUUACGAAAGCCAGAAACCCCCGUUCGAUGCAAAGAACCCUUUCCUGGCACCUGUUGCCCUGAACCGAAAGCUAAACCAGGGCGGAGAGAGGCACCUCAUGCACUUGGAAUUGGACAUCUCUGGCUCCAAAAUCAGGUAUGAGUCUGGCGACCAUGUUGCUGUGUACCCAGCCAACGACACAUCACUAGUGAACCAGAUCGGCGAGAUUCUGGGCGCAGAUCUGGAUAUGAUCAUGUCCUUAAACAACCUGGAUGAGGAAUCCAAUAAGAAGCAUCCGUUCCCCUGCCCCACCACGUACCGGACAGCCCUGACCUAUUACCUGGACAUCACCAACCCGCCGCGCACCAACGUCCUGUACGAGCUGGCUCAGUACGCCACAGACCCCAACGAGCAGGAGCACCUCCGCAAGAUGGCGUCUUCUGCUGCCGAGGGGAAGACGCUGUAUCUCAGCUGGGUUGUGGAGGCCAGAAGGAACAUAUUAGCCAUCCUGCAGGAUGUAUCUUCUCUCCGACCGCCCAUCGACCACCUCUGUGAGCUGCUGCCUCGCCUGCAGGCCCGUUACUACUCGAUUGCCUCCUCUUCCAAGGUUCACCCUCACUCCAUCCACAUCUGCGCUGUGGUUGUGGAAUACGAGACCAAGACAGGCCGGGUGAACAAAGGAGUGGCCACUACCUGGCUGAAGAACAAGGUGCCCAAUGAAAACGGGCACAAGGUGAUGGUGCCCAUGUACGUCAGGAAGUCACAGUUCCGGUUGCCUUUCAAACCCAGCACGCCUGUCGUCAUGAUUGGGCCCGGGACUGGGAUCGCCCCGUUCGUUGGCUUCGUUCAAGAACGAGCCUGGCUGAAGCAGCAAGGGAAGGACGUUGGCGAGACGGUGCUGUACUACGGCUGUCGCCAUGAGAACGAGGACUACCUGUACCGAGAGGAGCUCGCCCAGUUCCACAAGGAGGGAGCCCUCACCCAGCUCAACGUCGCCUUCUCCAGGGACCAAGCCCAGAAGGUCUACGUUCAGCACUUGCUGAAGAAGAACAAAGAGGGGGUCUGGAAGCUGAUCCACGAGGGGAACGCUCACAUCUACGUGUGCGGCGACGCUCGCAGCAUGGCGCGGGACGUGCAGAACACCUUCUAUGAAAUCGUGGCCGAGUUCGGGAGCAUGACCCAGCCCCAGGCCGUGGACUAUGUAAAGAAACUGAUGACCAAGGGCCGCUACUCCCUGGACGUCUGGAGCUAAGCCGGGCUCCCGGGCAGGAGAGAGGAAGGAUUCCCAGGCGGCUGCUGGACGGGAGACGAACGGCACCUGCCCCAGCCAUUGCAAGAACGUGCCACUGAAACAAACCUAACCUUAGACCCCCUCACCUGGUAAUCGCCCUUCUGUGCCCGCCUCUCCCCUCCACUAGACUGCUCUCGAGAGCCCUGCGAAGGGCGGGGACUGCUGGAAUCCCCCUAGGUUUUCUGGGGGAACACGUGUCUCCACUGGGACGGCCGGGCUUGCCCCCGAACCAACAGGAGCCAGGGCUUGACGAACCCCCCUGGCUUCCCCUCUCCUGCAGCGCAAGGCAAGGCCAUUAGCUGGUGGGGCUGCCUGCUCUGGCUGCUGUCUGUGCAGUGAACCAGCUGCAGGACGCUCACCCCCCUCCUCUCUCCAGAGCUGCUUUGUGCUCCUGUGGAAACUGUGACGUGGGGCCACCCUUCCCGUACCCCCCCCCAGCCUAGUCGCAUAGGCCCCAAGGCCGCCUCCUCUCCUAGGGAGCUGCCUUGGGUUUUAACCCGUUCUCUGGAGACAAUCUGGUGCAAGCAGAGGGGCAGCCCAGCUCAGGCAUGGCUGGUGGUGAGCCGGGCAGCAGCAGUGCUGCAGUCCUGGUGAGCCUGGAGCAUGCUGGUGUGGAAAGCGACCCGGGGCUGAGGCAGCGAAUUGGAGAGACGGCCUAGCUCUCUCGUGGGCAUCAGGAGGUCUCCACGGGCCGAGGCCAGGAUCCUGAGCCCCGUGUCUCCCUUGCCCCAUGAGACUUCCAGCACUUGCUGCUUGUUUCGUGGGCAGUGUGACGGGGCAGCCUGCAGCUCUGCUUGGUGGGCCUGGGCCUUGCACACCAGAGUCAGUGCGCUUAGAAAUUCUCCUGUGGCCUGAAACCAGCCCUGGCCAGCUGAGAGUCUGAGACCGAGGCUAGGCCCGCACUGCUGUGAGCGGGGGCUUUGGUCUGGCUAGAGACCUGCUCGCUGAGCCCGUUAGCGCCUAGCGAGAGUUGUGCCAGUGACUCCGACCUGAGCCUGCUUGGUCUGCCACGAAGCUCUCCCCUGGCCAGCCCUGACUCCCUGCUCUGUCCCGUGGGGAGCUGACGCCCAGUGGCUUAAUGCUCAAGUCUCAGCAACGGGGUGACCGGCUCUGUAAGUUCCCAGCCCAGCGCCAGCCAAUCCCUCGGGAAGCCUGGGCCCGAGGACGGCUCACUCCCGGCCAUCACUAACCGCCAGGGACUAGCAAGGCUGCUGCCUGGGCCUUGAGUCUCAUGUGCCAAGAGGUCAGGGUGGGUCAGGGAGAGCGCUUGCCUCCAGUGAGUCUUGUUUCCUUAGUCCGAGGGGACAGGAGCUGGCUGAAGCCACCUCCUGUGAGAGGGGGGAGGAAUUCCGGACACUGGCCUGCAGGGGGCACUGAUGUGCAGCUGCAAUCAGCCCUGGGGAGCAGGGAGACUGACGGGGGCCCCGUGUGCUGGGUUAGUCACAUGAACUGAACCCCCUUCGCCGCAUCCCCACACCCAGUCUUGGGAUCUGUGUUUCCUGUUCUCCCUGCUUGAGACCAGCUCAUGGAAAAGCUCAGCCUGUCCCAUGAAUGUAAAUAAUGUUAGAGAGACUGUCCCCUUGGAAUAAAACAGGGGCUUUAUUUUGCCUCAUGA